Molecule: messenger RNA, 2763 nt
Organism: Symbiodinium sp. CCMP2456
Lineage: Eukaryota; Dinophyceae; Suessiales; Symbiodiniaceae
Source: the annotation of a GenBank genome assembly
AUGUCGUGCGGUUGCUUCGAAGGGUUGCAGCAAAGGCUGGUGCGAGUCUUGGGUGCUUUCCAAGCACCUGGGAAUUAUGGUGAGGAAAGAGAGGCUUUUGAACGAACCGUCGACUUCCUCCUUUCCGUGCCACUUCUGAAGAAGCAGUUGCCGAAAGCCGAACUACCCAAAGUGGCUCAGCAACUCACCCGGAGGGUGUGGCAGCCCGGUCAAAUCUUGGUAAGACAGGGCGAGAUGGGCAGAGCAUUGUUCUUGAUAGAAAGCGGAGAAGCUGAAGUUGUCACCUGUCAAAAGCCUGGAGCUCCGGAGGUUGUGCGUGCCACGCUUGUUGCCGGUGAUUACUUCGGCGGCCACACGCUGAUUACCGAACGUGCCAAUGUCGCCACCAUUGUCGCGAGCCGCAAAAGCAACCUUGUUACGCUCUCAUUGUCAAGAGAUCGAUUUGAAACUCUUGGCCUGAGACGAUGGUUGCAAUUUCCGAAAAGACCAGCCAUCUACAACUCGCCCCAGGAGACCGGACAAGCUGAGAUAAGCGACAUUCCCAAACUACCUCCAGAUGAUCUACUCUUCGUUUGCAAGGCAAUCAGCGAGAACGCUAACCUUCGAGCGCUGCUUGCCGCCAGCGAGGACAAACUCAAGGAGCUUGCGGCUGGCGCAGUAGCAAAAUCCUUCAAGAAAGGUGAUCGAAUUGUGGAAGCAGGACAGCAUGUUCGACAGCUGUACAUCGUCAAGACCGGCAUAAUCAGUGUGGUCGUAGACACGUCAGCGACGCCUGGCGGGCGCCAAUCAGCAGAAGCUGCAGUUGCAAGUUCGACUAUGACGGAGCGACUGCUUCGAAAGCAGAACUUUCUCGCCCAGCUGCAGCGCAAAGAGACCUCCAUGGUGACAGCCUCCUUGUUUGUUGGCGCUGCUCAGAAAGCAGAUCUCCAUCCAGGUGGGCGAGCGCAGCCACGUCAAGGGGCUGCUGCCAGGCAAGUACGUCGCUUGAGCGGGAUUGCCGGGGGUGGUGUGCCAAGUCAACCCCAGCAGAACGACGAGCACAAAGAAAGAGGCAAUGCCGACACCGAAACAAGUUUAGCUGCUGGCGACAGUUUCGGUGAGCUGUCCAUUCUGUACAAGAUGCCAAUGCACGCAGAGUUCUCUGCAAAGGAGGAUGGCACCAUGUACGUGAUCGACCGCCAGCACUUCACUGCCUGCUUCAAUCGGAGAGGGAAGCGCUUCGAUGAAUUUCUCAGCUUGCUGGAAGAGGUCCAAAUUCUCUCACCACUCUUGGCAUCUGAAAGGUUUGAGCUGGCAUGCAACGCCAUAGGUCUGGUGGAAUUCCAGCCUGGUGAACGGGUGCUUCAUCAAGGGCUGAUGCGGUCGGCCAAGCUGUGGUAUGUGAUACACUCAGGAACGGGUGUGGUGAGCUUGGACCAAGAAAAAAAUGGGAAGAAGGAGAACGAGUUCCUCACCAACCUAAGUCGUGCAGCACAUUUUGGUGAGCGGUCGCUGCUGCGUGGGGAUGCGGCGGCUCCCGUCAACAUCGAUGCGGGGCCAGAUGGCAUGGUUUGCCUUACUUUCUGGGGUGACACCAUCUGCGUCCUGCUGCGAAAAGUGCUGGAGCAGGAAAAUUCAGUGGCGCCGAGUCCAUUCUCCGACCUUAAGGAGUGGUGGGUACGAAAGGCGAGGGGGUUCAAGAGUCGCGAUGACGGCGUGAACCGUACGAUGAUAAGCUGGGACAGGAUGCAAAGUAACUGCCAGGUCGAGUUGGAUGAGCUCACCAAAGUGUGUGUUCUCGGGAAAGGUGCAUAUGGCCAAGUUUGUCUGGUCGAGGACUCGAUGCGCGGACAGCGUUACGCGCUGAAGGCACUGUCGAAGGGGCACGUGGCGAAGCAGGGCACGCAGCGGUUGGUCAAUGGCGAACGUGAGAUACUGUCUAUGAUUGACAGCAGCUUUGUCAUCCGACUGCAUCGGACGUACAAGGAUGCUCAACACGUGUAUUUCCUCUUGGAAGCGGCGCUGGGUGGUAGCUUGGUGCAGGUGGUCAAAGACCACCCAGAGAUUUUCGUGCAGGAUGCACCCCGAGGCCACUCUGGAGCCUUCUAUGCAGCCUGUGUUAUUGCUGCGCUCGAGCACCUGCACGAACGUCGAAUUGUCCACCGUGACAUCAAACCAGAAAAUGCAUUGCUGGAUGAGCAUGGAUAUGCCAAGGUCUGUGACAUGGGUUUCGCGCGUUUUGUGCUCAGCAAGACCAACACCCUGGUCGGAACACCUGACUACAUGGCACCAGAAGUCAUUGACUUUCCUCAUACACACAACAGCAGCGUUGACUGGUGGGCACUAGGAGUUCUUACUUACGAGAUCUUGAGCGGGCAUACGCCUUUUACCGAUGAAGGCGUUUCAGACCCUAUGGAGAGGCUGCUCGCGAUCCGGCGCAGCCAGGAGCAAGGACCACUUCAAUAUCCUUUUCACUUCCCACAAGUCGCGAAGGGUUUUGUUGCCCAGCUGCUGCAGAUCCGGCCACACGAGCGCCUCGGAGCUGGACGAGGCGGAGCUCAGGAUGUUCGAGACCAUGCCAUGUUCAGGACCCUCGCUUUCGAUUUUAAAGCUUUCCACGAGCAGAAGCUCCCGACUCCGUUCCACAAGCAGUGGAGCUAUCCAGAGCACUUCUUCACGGAUGACUUUGGGCUGGAUCGUGGGCAACUGGGGUUGGACACAUCAGACAGCUUGUUUAUCCCAUACAAUGCAGAUCCGUCGGACGACUGGGAUGCCAAAUUCUGA